CCCUAGAUUUUAGUUCACAAGAAGAAGAAGACAUGAUGACGCGGACCAGGAAGUGGUUCGGCUGUUUUGAAUUGACAGAUUGUGUUUCAACAGUAGCUGAGUCAAACGAUUAUAUUUGUAGCUAUAUAAAGAAAGACGGUUUUACUUUGUUUUACUUUGUUUCGAAGGACCAUUAUUGUUUUCCUCUGAAAUGGCUGUAUGAGUGUCGCACACACCCACAGUCCCCCAACACCAUGGGCCAGAGAAGGAGGGGUGUGGCACUCCCUUCUCCAGCCAAACACAGAAGCCCUGAAGGUCUGAACAUGGCUCCCCAGUACCCGGCCACAAAGCACAACAUCUGUAUGGUGUCUGACUUCUUCUAUCCAAACAUGGGAGGGGUUGAGAGCCACAUCUACCAGCUUUCCCAGUGUCUGAUUGAGAAGGGCCACAAGGUGGUGAUUGCCACCCAUGCCUACGGUACCAGGAAGGGGAUCCGUUACCUGACCAACGGACUGAAGGUCUACUACCUGCCUCUGCAGGUGAUGUACAACCAGUCAACAGCUACCACCUGCUUCCACAGCCUGCCCCUGCUACGCUGCGUGUUCACCAGGGAACGCAUCACCGUGGUCCAUGCCCACAGCUCCUUCUCUGCCAUGGCCCAUGAUGCACUGUUCCAUGCCAAGACCAUGGGCCUCAACACAGUAUUCACAGACCACUCCCUGUUUGGCUUUGCCGACGUUAGCUCCGUGCUGACCAAUAAGCUGCUGACGGUGUCUCUGUGCGACACCAAUCACAUUGUAUGUGUGUCAUACACCAGCAAGGAGAACACAGUCCUAAGGGCAGCACUCGACCCCCAGAUUGUUUCUGUCAUCCCCAAUGCUGUUGACCCCACAGACUUCACCCCUGACCCUUCCCAACGCCAUGGCGACAGGAUCACAAUCGUUGUGGUCAGCCGCCUCGUCUACCGCAAAGGAAUAGAUCUCCUUGGAGGGAUCAUCCCAAAACUCUGCCUUAAGCAUCCAGAUCUACAUUUCCUGAUUGGUGGAGAGGGACCAAAGAGAAUUGUGUUGGAGGAAGUGAGAGAGAAAUUCCAGCUACAGGACAGGGUUCGACUCCUCGGGGCCCUGGAGCACAAGGAUGUGCGAGGGGUGUUGGUGAAGGGGCACAUCUUCCUCAACACCUCCCUGACCGAGGCCUUCUGCAUGGCCAUAGUUGAGGGGGCCAGUUGUGGACUGCAGGUGGUGAGUACGCGUGUUGGAGGUAUCCCUGAGGUUCUGCCAGAGGACCUGAUUACGCUGUGUGAGCCCACUGUGCGUUCUCUGUGUGAUGGACUGGAGAAUGUCAUUGCUAGACAACGUUCAGGCUGCGUGGCCACCCCUGCCUCCAUCCACGCCAGGGUCAGCACCCUCUACACCUGGAGGAACGUAGCAGAGAGGACAGAGAAGGUGUAUGACUGUGUUGCUGGGCAGGAGGUCCUUCCUCUGGACAGGCGCUUGGUCAGACUGAGAGCUCAUUGUGGCCAUGUGGCUGGCUCCAUAUUUGCCUUUGUUGCUGUCCUCGACUUCCUGUUCCUUCUCCUCCUCCGCUGGCUGUUCCCAGACCAACUCAUGGAUGUUGCCAUGGAUGCUACAGGCCCCCAGGGACUGUGGAGGCGGGGCUUCGACAAGAGGAAAGGAAGUUACUCUAAAAGUGCCAUGUUGACCAAAGAGGAGCCAAGUCCAAUCCAGACUAAGCUGUGUUGACCCUAACCCUCUUCCAUCAUGAAACAACAUACUUCUAUAUUUAAUGACUUGAUCUCUGACCUACUGGGGUUUUUGUAACGUGGUUUACAAUUGGUGUUUUUUCUUGCUCAGGUAUUAACGUUUGUAAAUUUAGAUAUUCCUUCCUAUUCUUGGUAUUUCCUGUAUUCACCCCAAAACCUCAUGACACCCCUACAUUAUUCCACUUGUAGUUCUGUUUUGAUUUUAUUUUCUCUCUUUGCUUUGGGUACAGAGGGAUGUAGGCACACACUGACUUUAGUUGAGAAGAAACGAAGGUUCAGGGUUUGCUGAUGUCCAGGAAAAUACUACUCGUACUGGUUGCCACCGACGGUAGUAUGAAGUUUAAGGGGACUGUCAGAGCGUAACCCCAACUGCUAACCUUGUUGGUCCUUUAAUGAACUGUAUCUUUUGAUUUGAGUAGUUUCUCCUGUAUUUUAUUCAUAUCAUGCUUUGCCUCAGGCUUUUUUUGACGGGCGAGAUUGUUUCAUUUCUACCGAUGUUUGUGAGCACAGGAUGAAGGCUGUGUCCUGAUCUCCAUCCUAAACACUUCUGGAGGUCAUAGAUGAAUCGAUUGGUAAUAUAGGGAGGUUUUUUAUUCAACUGACUCUUUUAUUGUGAUGAGUGUAUAUAUUUAUAAAGUGGGCCUCUGUGGGGAUUGAACCCUGAGUUGGCAGGACCAUGGUCUUACCAAGUGAACUACACAACCAUCACUCACCCAGCAGAGGGGGCAAUUUGCAGAUAUGCCAGUCGAACCCUCUUAGAGCUUUAAAAGUGCCCUGGGCUAAAUGACAAAGUGUUAGGGGUUGAUUACACAUUAUGUUGGCCCUGUGUUUUUGUUCUUGAUCAUUAUAAACAUUGGGUCUCUUGCCCUAUGAUAGAAAUUA
Esox lucius (northern pike) is the source of this 2623-nucleotide messenger RNA. RefSeq names its product phosphatidylinositol glycan anchor biosynthesis, class A (gene piga). The transcript has 7 exons. Gene Ontology annotation, cellular component: glycosylphosphatidylinositol-N-acetylglucosaminyltransferase (GPI-GnT) complex. The record is from RefSeq and is a predicted model, not a curated record. Lineage: Eukaryota; Metazoa; Chordata; Actinopteri; Esociformes; Esocidae. Gene Ontology annotation, molecular function: phosphatidylinositol N-acetylglucosaminyltransferase activity. Gene Ontology annotation, biological process: GPI anchor biosynthetic process. Bases 33 to 1721 code for a protein of 562 amino acids.